Messenger RNA from Sceloporus undulatus (fence lizard), 856 nucleotides. RefSeq names its product SS18 like 2 (gene SS18L2). The coding region runs from base 66 to 308 and encodes 80 amino acids. Gene Ontology annotation, cellular component: nucleus. Gene Ontology annotation, molecular function: transcription coactivator activity. The record is from RefSeq and is a predicted model, not a curated record. Gene Ontology annotation, biological process: positive regulation of transcription by RNA polymerase II. Lineage: Eukaryota; Metazoa; Chordata; Lepidosauria; Squamata; Phrynosomatidae. The transcript is spliced from 3 exons.
UCCGAGAAGGAGCGGCUGCCAUUACCAUCCUCCUCCUCCUCCUCCUCCUCCUCCUCCUCGCCACCAUGUCGGUGGUUUUCGUGCCGGAGCGAGUGCGGGGCAAGGCGGAGGUGAACCAGGAGACGCUGCGGCGGCUCCUUGAAGAGAACGACCAGCUGAUCCGGUGCAUUGUGGAAUACCAGAAUAAAGGAAGGGCUGCGGAGUGUGUGCAGCACCAGCACACUCUGCACCGCAACCUCAUUUACUUGGCUACAAUCGCAGACGCGGCUCCUCCACCAAAUGUUGAGAAGACUGUUGUGGAAUCAUAAGACACGCUCCUUGGCAUGAAGGAAGGACGGUGCCUCUGGUGGGGAAAACAGCUGAGCAGUACGCACACAGCCCUGCCUUCGUUCCUUCCUUUUUUGUGUGAUCUGAUAGCGAAUGGCAUUUUCUGUAACUUUACCUUUGAUGCAGGAAGGACAAAUGUGUAAUACAUUUAGCCUCCGUAAUAACAUCGCUGCACUGUUUCAGAGAUGCCUAAAGGAGCAAAUGCGGUUGUACUCUGGUUUCACUAUGAAAAAAAUUCAGAAACCAGACUGUAAGAAAUGCAGCAAGAGAAACCUGGUCUGGUUUGCUGUGUGACUAGUUGCUGCUUUGAGAAGGUUUGGAGAAACUUCUUUUCAGCGCUUCCUGCUGGGAAUCCAAUGCAGGCGACAGUUCACUGUACUCCUCUUUGUGUUUCCUUGACUUACUUUUAAAAGUAGUACUCUUUCCUAGUAACCAAUAGGUUAAUUAGUGUCUUCUCUCCCCCAAAUUACUGCUGUGGAAGUGCUGGAAGCAAAACUAAAUAAAAUACUCAAAAAUAUAAAACUCAAAA